This is a messenger RNA of Glycine soja, 1030 nucleotides long. RefSeq lists its product as uncharacterized. The coding region runs from base 130 to 840 and encodes 236 amino acids. The transcript has 5 exons. The record is from RefSeq and is a predicted model, not a curated record. NCBI's taxonomy places the organism in Eukaryota, Viridiplantae, Streptophyta, Magnoliopsida, Fabales, Fabaceae.
AAUCCAGAAAUGCGCGACAAAGAGGGAGGAGGGUGUCCGAACGAACGCGCGGUGAGUAGUUGAAUGAAUAAUCGAAAGCGGUUUUGAUAACGUAACGUAACGUUUUGUGGUUAACUCCGUACCGUUCCAAUGGCGGAAACCUCUGCUGCUGCAAUAUGCUUCUCCACAUUCAGAUUCUCUUUCGCUCCGUCCCGUUCUCCUUCCAAGACCUUCUUCUUCAACAACUCGUUCCCUUUCUCUCCUUCUUCCGCACCGCGUCUUCUCCAUUUCGCUCCCAAAGCCUCCCCCUCCGGUAACAUCUCCGGCGACGAUUCCUUCGGUUUUUUCCCUUGGUCCGAUCCCGACAAUGAAAUUCAAUGGAUUCCUGAGGAGAGAAUUACAUUGUUCACUGCUGAUGGAUUGAUCCAGAUUGGAGGCUCCAUGAUUCCUCGCCGUGUCAGCUCUUCAGAUAAGAAGCUAGCGAAAUCCAAAACUGCUCAAAAGUUUCAACGAUUUCAAGAGAGUAAUUACAUGGAUCCCAAUCAAGGCCUUUGUCUGGGUGCACUCUUUGAUAUCGCAGCUACUAAUGGACUUGAUAUGGGCAGAAGACUUUGUAUUUUUGGAUUCUGCCGUUCCAUUGAGAUGCUUAGUGAUGUGGUGGAAGACACUGUUUUAGAGCAUGGUGGAGAGAUUAUUGCGGCGGAGAAGGCAAGCAAAGGUGAUUUACACGAAAAGCUAACGAUGACUGUUGCAGUGCCAUUAUUAUGGGGGGUUCCUCCAGCUUCUGAGACACUUCACCUAGCUGUUAAAAGUGGUGGAGGGAUUGUAGAGAAGGUCUAUUGGCAAUGGGACUUUCUGUAAAUACACAUUUUAGUCCCCCGCCCCCCUAACCAUUAUUUCUGCACUCUGUACAUAAAAUUGUAUCUCUGUAUAUGCACAUAAAAAAUUAAUGUCAUUGUAUCUCUAUACUUGUACAAUAAACUAAUGUCAUAACAGUAUAAAAUUGUACGUUCAUUUGGUCACAAUGAACAGCUAGUUCUUGCAUUCUCAA